GAACCAAGAUGGCGGAUAAACCCGACAAAAGUUCCGAAAAAAGCUUUUUUUCUCGUACGGCGAGCAUUACCACAAAAAGAGCCAAGCGUGCUCAAGAAAAGGCGAGUUAAAAGAAUUUUAUUUUAUCCAUCUUUCUGCUAACUUCUGAGAAGUUUCGGGUGAUAAUGUAGUUAUACCAAGAGGAUGCCAAAGGGAGGUGGUUUGGCAAAUCGGAAGUAAUCGCGUCGUAAGUUACUUCCAUGCUAAAGAGUGUUUCUGGUAUUUCUAGGUGAUGCAAAAGCUCGGGAAAGCAAAUGAGACAAAGGAUCUUACAUUUGAUGAGUUCGUAAACAACUUCAAUAAACAACAGGUAAUAGGGCCUUGACGGACUCUUUAAAAAUAUUGUCAGUCUAUAACGAUCGCAUGCAGAUGUCAAAAAAUACCAUCUUGUAUAUGCGUGCGUAUUCUUAGUACAGAACUUUGCCUUCGGUUGCGUUUUUCCCUCAUACAUGAUUUUAAUUACAGUGUAAUGCGAUGUGAUAAUGAUGGAAUUUGUUUUGAUGAAUAUUGGAAAGCUAAGCAAAAGACUCAAACAAGUGACUUCCGAUCACCUUUUUCCUUUAUGUACAAUGUAUGUUGUAAUCUUCUGAACUUUAUCUAAGUGUGAUCGAAAAGGAUAGAGAAGAACUAAGAGGGAUUUACCUACUGUUUGAUCUACACUCUGUUCAAUGAUACAAUUUCAGAAUUGAACAAUCGACAUGAACACGCAAAUCUCGUUCAGCUCUGAGCUGAUGUACAUGACACUAACCUUUUGAACUACAUAAUUAUGAAUUUGAUUAAAAAAAAAAGACAUCAUCGAUUAAUAGCCCAGCUUUGUGGGACAGAUGUCUUGAUUUUAAUCAGUACAGUUGAAAGCAGGUUUUUUCAAUUAAUUAUUAGGACUACAACUUAGUCAUUUUGUUAUGGUAACCAUAUGGUCAGCUUGCACUAUUUCAGUCAUGCAAAUUUUUUACAUAUUUCAAUUAAAAAUGAAUGAGGGCUUUCUUUCUUUUCACCUUCUUAUACCUGUGCUUAAAUGGAAAAGAAAGUGAUGAAUAAUGAAUUGAUCAUAUCCAAAAAACUGCUUCAGAAUAAAUUGCAGAAAAAUUAAAUCCUGGAGAAAAUCAAAAUUUCAAUAAUUGGAAAUCUGGUAUCUGGGAGGUAAAGUGAAAACCCCAUAAUGAUUGAAAUUUUGAUUUUCUCCAGGAUUUAAUUUUUCUGCAAUUUAUUCUGAAGCAGUUUUUUAUUGAACCUUAGGUGUAAGACUUAUCUAAUACUAAAAUCUUUUCAUGGUUUAUCUUUCCUGGUAGUAAUUUCUUCUACUUGAGUUAAAUUGUGAAAAUAACAAAUAUGUUAUUUGUCAUCAUCUGCUGUUCCAAAUAUGAUAUAUUGGGAUUGAACAGCUAGUAAUUGAUGAAUUGUGUCCAAAAAAUUAUAGAUAAACAUAUACACUGAGAGGAGGACAUAUGUCACAAAUUGGGCCAGGUAAUUUGGCCCGUCAAUUUGUUGGUUUUUUUUAAUUAUUGGCUGCAAAACUUUAAAAAUUUUACCUUUCAUUUUGCCACUGGAAGGCCCUAAAGAUGCCAAGCCCUUCUUAAACUUCAUAGUUAUCCCUUUGACUACUAAGAAUGGCUAGCAUUUAAUUUCUCCUUAUAUUAAGUUACACCUUAAUCAAACAUGAAGGUCUUGAGAAUGAAAGGAAAUGAUCAUUCAUUAAAGGAGCUCUUUAUUGUUAAACAAAUUCUCAUUAAUUGCUGCUCUGUUUACUUUUUAGAGUGCAGCUCAAAGGUUACAUAAAGAAUUGAAAAAUUACUAUUCGUGUAUUAGAGGUGAGAUGAUGGAAAACUGACUCUUCAUGCAACUUUGCACAUUAGAGAGCCUUAUAGGUGUUUAUUUCAGAAUAAAGAGAGAUGUCUGACUUAGACUUGUUUGUUCUUUUCUUACAGCAAUGUUAGUAUCUAGUGAUGCAUUUGCAGAUGCAGUGAGAGAAGUGUAUGAACCUGAUUGGCCAGGAAGAGAUAAACUCAUUCAACUUAUAGAGGUUUGUGAUUAGAAUUGUUGAAUUUUGUUCUUAUUUUAUGCAAGAAUUGAAGACCUCCUGAGGAUCUUUAUUAGCAAGCAUAAUUGUAAAUUGCUAUUAAUAUUUCUGGCUGUCUCUUAGAAAUGCCAGGGACUUGUACCGUUAUCUUCAGCACCAGAGUAUAAGUAACUGUAUUUUUCCCCUUCAUACUUUAAUCAGGAAUUACACAGCCAGUGGUCUGAUUUAGUAGAAAAAAUGGAAGAUGAAGUUAUUAUUCCUCUGACAGCAUACCAGAGCCAAUUUCCUGAUAUAAAGGUAUCUACAGCCAAUGUUUGCACGAGAUUUAUAAAAUUAUUACAAAAACACUUCUUGUUAUACCAUUUCACAUGUGUAUUGGUUUUACAUCUUAACUAGCUGUGAGUGUUCAUGUUCCAUUAAAUGUAUUAUGUACUUGUUAUUGAUGUGUUUAUAUCACUGCAUAAUGUAACGUAAUUUAUGUUGAGAAAUUUGUAAUGUCUUGUGUAUAAAAUGUAGUCUUGUCUGUGUCCACUUUUUAGCAGCAGUUUUAUUGUUUUUUUAAAUGCCUCUUAGGAUAUGCUCUGUUAAAAAUGGUAAAUCUUUUUCUCUAUUGUCAGUUUAUUUGUAAGUUUUCAUUCUCUUUUAUUUAUCUUCCAUUCUCAUGUUUAGUACCAUAGUUGUUGAAUAAGAGGUUAGGCAAAGAUGCUUUGACUUCAGCAAGACAUAUAUUGUUGUUUGCCUAGAUGGCAUUCAAGAUGUAAGACAAAAUUUGUAGUUUGAUUUCUUAGUUUAAAGAUACGACUGACUUGUCAACAUGUUUGUUCUGGAAAGACGUAUUUAUUUGUUUUAUCCUUUCCAGGCCAGAAUAAAUAAACGAGGUAGAAAACUUGUUGACUAUGAUCGAUACAGACACAAUCUUGAGGUGAAUAUUUGUAGAUGAUGUUGUGACGUACUGAAAAAAACAUUUUGCUGAUCAGUGGCACAUUGGUUAUUUAAAACAAUUAUAAUGGAAGGUCUUAAAUUUUUUAGGGUGAUUUCAUUACAACAAUGACUUUUGGUCAACUGGUGUUAUUUUUGAUCAGCCUGGUCAAAAGAAUUGUGUAUUCAUAAGUUGAAACUAUUACCAGUAAGCUAUGGUUACCAUCCCUGGUCUCUAUGACUCUCACUCAUUUUCAGUCAAAGUUUUUCAGGCAUGAUGUUCAAGAACUUAUGCUUGAAUGUUUUUAGAGCAUGAAGGGUGUAACUGGAAAGAGAAUGUACAUGUAAUCCUUUCUGGAGUGAUUUGACAUCAACUUAUCAACUGGACAGUGUUUCUUUAGGCAUUUUGACUAAUUUCAGUUGCCGUAAUACUUCAGGCAAAAAGCUCUGUGAUUGUGCCUGUUCAGAGAAAUGUUAAGUUCUGGGUCCUUUGCUGUCUUCUGUAAAAAAAAAAACAUCACUCUGCAUUCCUUUUUUCACCUUAGCCCAGACUUUUUUACUUCAGAGAAGAAGCAACAAUGCUGAUCUACCUUGCCUUAAACUAAACUUUGGUUUCUUUUGUAGACACUAAAAUCCAAAGGAAAGGCAGCUGAUCAAAAGAAGCUUGCUCAGGUGAUCAUCUCAUUGUUACUCCAGAGCUUUCUUUUCGUCUUUCACCAGUAAUUGGCCAAUGUUUCUUGGUUUUUUUAAAUGCUUUGCGUUUAUGUUUUUUUUAAUGUUUUUUUUUUUUUUUAUGUCCUAUAAAAGGCUCUUAAAACUCAUUUAUUUCAGAAGGUGUUUGCUAGCUAAUUCAUUAUUUUUAUUGUUUUAUAAAGAAUAAUUUUUAAAUAGGAUUUUAGAAUCACUAGUCAUUGUUUUUAGAAUUUAAGACUUAUUAUUUUCUAACAAAUUAUUAGGUACGAUAUGUAAAUAGGACUUUAAUGAUUAAUUAAAUGUUGUUUUUUAUAAUUUUUUUGAAUUGUAAUAAUAAUUUACCAGGAUUUUAUAAUUUUGCAGAGUCAAUGUAAUGGGCAGAUGAAAAUUUAUUUUCCUGGAUUGAUAUUUGUGCAAUACAAAUCAAUAAAUAUUAUUAUAAUUAUUAUUAUUGUUUCAAGCACUAGAUCUUUGUCAGACUAAAUGACAAAGGGCUAACACUCAAAACAUCAGCUUUAAAAAACUCUUGAUGGUGGCCAAUUUACAUUAUCACCUCAGUUGAUAAAUUUUAUUCCUUACUCUUUGUCUUUCACCAGCUAAUCAGCUCUUGUUUCAUGGUUUAAGCCUUUGUCAGAGUGAAUGAUGAAAGGCUAAAACUUGAAGCAUCAGCUCUAGAAACUCUUGACAGUGGCUGCUAUACUCCUAGGAACUGAUGAAAUUAUUUUCAUUUGUUUUCGUAUUCAGGCAGAGGAAGAAUACAAUGAAGCAAAAUCUGUUUAUACAAAACUUCAUGCAGAAUUAUAUGAAGAAUUACCUGCUUUAUUUGACAGGUAAAAAAGAAGUCAUUUGAGUUAUUUUUAAUCAUCGACAACUUUUGAUAAAAUUUCUCAAUAGAGGUUUGGAAUAUUCAUAGAUGUUAGUUAUCCUUUUUUUUUUAACCUGAUUAACCCUUUCACUUUCAAGAUCUCAUUAGUAAUUCCCCUUACUGUCUGCCAUACAGUUCCUGUGCUGUUAGUUCAGAGAAUUGGGUAUUGGAUCAACUAAUAAUCCCUUGACUGAUAUUUUUCUCUAUUCUCAUCACUUGCAUACUUGAUAUUAUAUUAAUUGGUAUUCCAUGGAAAAAUUCUGCCCUAGUCAGUCAUGUGGGUUAAAAGGUUAACCUGACUAUAAAAGUGAAAAAUAACUCAGUCAUGUGACAUUUCCUUUAUUUUCAGUCGUAUUGGUUUUUAUGUGUCCUCAUUCCAAAGUAUUUUCACUGCUGAAGGAGUAUUCCAUAGAGAAGCUGCAAAGGUAAUUUUUGCAACUAAAAAGAAAACAUGUUGGGAGCAAGUCUUUGUCUUAACACUUUGCUUUGGAGUGUUGGGUUCUGCGAAGGGAAGAACUCAGAAUAAUUUAAAGGAAACCCUCAGGAAAAUACCUAAAACAAAGGUGAACUCAAUCUACAAGUGAUGCUAAGUCUGGAAAUUUUAAGCUAGCUUGAAAAAUUUAAAUUGGUUUAAAAAAAAUGAAACCAAAAGAAAAAAUUUUAAUCAUAACAGCCCCUUCAUCAAUCCAAGUUUCUUUAGCAUGAAAUAACUCAAGGGAUUUUGCCUCUUCUGGAAAGGAAUUAGUGGGCAUUAGUGUAGAUAAUGACUUCCUCAAGAAUUUGUGGUGGAAGUUUCCCCCAAAAAUUCACCGGUGACUGUUUACCUCUUGAGUAGAAAAAGGCAAGCUUGCCCAAGAACACAACUCUGUUGUUAAUGACCUGGCUAUGGCUUAAACCUGAACCAAUUUAACCUGAGUAAUUUGGUUCUAUUAACUGAGUUGAUAACGUAAAUUGGCCACUGUAAAGAGUCUCAAAGCUGACGUUUCGAGCAUUAGCCCUUAGUCAGUUACUGAUAAACUUUGCUCCAACUAAGGGUUAAUGCUUGAAAUGUCAGCUUUGCAACUCUUUACGGUGGCCAAUUUACAUUAUCAACUCAGUUGAUAAUACUAACUUACCCUGUUACACUCCCCCACUGACACAGCACCAUAGUUUCUUUAGAAGCUUACCCCCCCAUCCAAUUUAUCCUGAGACCAGCAUGCUAUCACCAGCAUAAAGUUCAUUAUCAACUGAGAAAGUGUUUGUCCAUCUUUACAAACUAAUCAUUACAUACUAUUUCAGACAAAAACUCAGAUGAAUGAUCUAAUGGAUGGUUUAAUUCAUGACAUGGCAACUGGAACAUACACUACUAAGAGACCUUAUCCCGUGGCUAGGUUUGUAAUGUUUUCUUUGUAAACUCCUUUGCUUUUUUAAUUCAAGUGUAGAAGAAUAUUUGAGAGAAAGAUGUUUUUGGUCUUAUCACAAACAUGGGACAAAGAAAAAAUUCUGAGUUCCCAUGGGGAAUCGAACCUCAGACCUUUCGAUUCUGCACUGCAAUGCUCUACCACAGAGUCACAGAGACUCUAUGGUGAGUGUGGCCCAUUACAAAGUUCAUACAUGACACGCGUCAUGCACACUGUCGGCAAUGGAUAUCAGGAUCAGCGAUGUCUAUAGUGUGGGCCUUGCUUAACCUUAGAGUCACUGUGGCUUAGUGGUAGAGCAUUGGAGUGUGCAAUCCAAAGGUCUGAGGUUCAAUUAUUUUUCUUUGUCCCACACUUAUGACAAGACAAAAAACGUCUUUCUCUAUUUCUUUAUCAAGUUUAAAACUUAUCAUCUUUCCUAUUGUAUGAACAAAGAAUAUUUUCCUUUCUGAUGUGAGCUUUUUACUCAUUAUCCUUAUAUUAUAUUCUAUGAUGAAAUCUAUGCACCACCAAACCCUUAAUACCAAACUAAGACAGAUUUUGUCUUAAAGAGUAUAAUGAUUAAUUUUGACUGAAUACCUUUUGAAUUUUCAAGUGAGAACCAAGUCUCAGACAGUGAUGAAAUGGACACUCAAACAACUUCAUCACAUGCAGAGAGUGGGGAUGCAGUAGCCUGCAUUGACGAAGCUAACCCUGUGGAAACCAGUGAUGGUAAGGAUAAUGUCCAAUGUCUAGUUUAACAAUGGAUCACCUUACAAAAUAGGAUAUUAAAUUCAUCACUCCGAAUAGCUUUCAUUGUUAAUUAUAGAAAUGAAUACCUCUUCCUUUAUUACUGAUAUUUUAUCACUGCUUUCAAAAUUCACAAGGAAGAAAUAGAUCACAGUCAAAACAAUGAAAACAAACAAGUUUUGUUUUCUUUCAGAUGGAACAGUCAAUCAAGCUGAAAAAGCAGUAGAUGGAGUCGAUGGUAUUAUUUUAAAUUUUUAGUGAACAUAAUGAUCAGUGAAUUUUAUUCACUCUUGACCCUAUUUUGAAUGCUAUACAUUUUUGCAAGCAAUUUCUCACAAGCAAGUUCUUCAAAGAUGCUUAACUUUUGCUACCAGAAGUAAUUUAAAGGAAUACCAGUAGCUCUGUGUGAGUGAUUGUCUCACAGAAUUCAUACUUAAUAUGAUAGGAUUCUUGCCUCAGAAAUAACAAUUUCUAUAGUUAGAGUAACCCUAAUUACCUAAAGAUAUAUCCUGAAGGCUUCAUCCCAAACAGUUAUCUUUAACUCUUUAACUCCUAUGAGUGACCAAGACAGAAUUUCUCCUGACAAUAUCAACACAGAAUCAAGCAGAUAAGUGAGGAGAAUAAAGAAGAAAUCUCAAUUAGGGGACUACAAGUUGAUCCAAUACCAAAUUCUUGAAAUUGAAAUCAUAAGUAUUUAUGGCAGACAAGAGGAAGAAUUACUAAUGAGAUCCUGUGAGUGAAAGGGUUAAGUUUGCAGUCUACAGUUAUCUUGAAAGGACUUUAUUUUCCCUCUGUGCUAUUAGGUAAAUUAUUAUUAGAUUAUUCAAAUAGUUGUCCACUAUUAAUUGUAAACUGUCAAUUCCUAAAUAGUUGUAACAAUAAGAAAGGGGCAAUGUUACAUCUAAAUUUGUUUUCUUCAGAAAGUUGAACAUCGUGUUUUUUUCCUCAGAUACAGUGUAUGAGUUUUCCUUACACAAAUGUCUAUUACUUUGGAAUUUUCUACCUCCAGAGAUGUCUGUUUUAAAUACUUACUAAAGGUGCCUGGGGAAGGUAGGGCACCUUAGACAGCUAGACUGUGUUACAUGCUGGACUUAUAUGUGUUUCUAGCUAUUUUGUGUACUAAACACUCAAAUUAAUGUCACUUUUAAAAUAAGCUGGCAUUCAUUUUCCAGCCCUAAACCCCUUCAUGCAGUCUGACCAUGAUGAACAGGAUGGGAGUGGGGAGACUGUGACACAAGCAGAUAAUCAACAGAAACCCAAGCCAGCUGCCAGACAACUACCCCCACAAUCACAGGUGGAAAAUGCAGAAAAGAAAGCACCAGAGAAACCGUCUGUGCCAUCUUUACCAUUGAAAAGGCCUUCACAAUCAGAAGCUGAAAGCACAGAGGUCUGUAUUGGGACAGUUUAAUUACUUGGAAAAAGUUGUCAAGAACAAGCUAAGGUUAAUUAAGAGCAAUUUCCAUUUGAAUAUCCAAAACAUGGGAAGUACUGUGUGGUCAGUCCAGAGGACGUCUGCCAUUUUCUCAGCCGAUCAGAUUCAAAAUGGAUACCAAUCACAACUUAGUCACCUGAGACUUCUGCUUUUCAUGCUGUUGACUUGUUUUGACCUGGUUGCUUGACAGAUUUUUUACUUUGAAUAUUUGGGGUAUUUGGCCUCCUCAACCAGAUUGCAGAUGUCAUCAUUAUUGCUGUGUUGGUAAUUUGACAAUUUUACUUCAAAAAAGGGAUCACCCUCAAAUGAAGAGGCUGCACCUGUCUCAGCCUCACAGACAGAACCUGUUCAGCCACAGCCACAGCCACAGCCACAGUCACAGGCACAGCAGCAGCCGCCUGAAGGAAGAGGACCUGAAAUUCCUGGAUUUCUUUACAAGGUAAAAAGGAAAAGUUCCUACCUAAGAUGAAAUGAUUAGUGAUAUUUAGGAAAGUACAGACUGUGUAACAGAACAAAUUAAAAUCUUCCAAUGCGGUGGCUUCAGCUCUUAACUUACAUCUUAGGCACCCUCUUUGCAAAAAUAAUGUGCCCUUUGUAGGGGUAUACAAUAAAUUAUUGAAAAUUGCCACUAACAGAAGAAAUCUGAGAGAGAAAACCUUUAAAAGCCCAUCUCAUGGUUUGGUAACGCAGGCUCUAUUUACACUUCCAGAAUUCCAAGAACUUAACUUCUGCUUUUCCAGCUCAGCCACAGAGAUGUUACUCUAUGUUUGCACGCCAUAAAAUUAGGCUGAGUUACUGAUUGUAAAUUGUUAUUGGAAUGUCUAGGUUCGAGCUGCGUACAGAUAUGCUGCUGAAGAUGAUGAUGAGUUAUCAUUUGAGAAAGGAGAGAUCAUAAAUGUUGUCGAGUUUGAGGAUCCAGAGGAACAGGUGAUUAUCAACUUUUUUUGUUGGUUUUGUUUCUUAUCCUUUAUUUACCAUCACUUAAGUGUGGAAUACUGUUCACACAGACAGCCCAGGGAGAGGAUACUUCCUGCAACGGACAACAAUGAGCAGUAAUGAAACAUUGGCAGAUCUACAACGCAUCUUUUGAGUUUACUUGGAAGAGAAAACUGACAACAUAUUUUGCUCUUUUCCAUCACAACAAGUGUCAUUUAGUGUUUUAAAAUUUACACUAUUUCCAUGAAAAUGGUGUUUUUUUUUGUUAAUAAUUUGAAAGCUCAAGUGUGGACCUUUUAACUGAGCAUCCAAAUAAAGAACAUACCAACAGUUUACUACCACCUCAUCCCACCCCGUUCUCUGUCAAGCAAAUGAGGUGUUCUGUUCUGUAGGAUUUGUUGUAUGGAAUACUCUCUUAUAGUCACAUGUUAAACUUGAUCCUGUGUAUAAAAACAGUUUAUGAAAAAAAAACUCAAAAUGUUUUUAAACUUAUCACCUUUCUAUUUAUCUAUUCAACUAAUAUGGUGUUUUGUAUCUGUUUCCUCCCACAGGAUGAGGGCUGGCUCCUUGGUAUCCUAGAGCUGAGCGGAAUUAAGGGUGUUUUCCCGGCAAAUUUCACUAAAAGAAUUUAAUUGAUAAUUUACUUCAAGUGAAGAAGGUUCAGUUAUGAGUAUGAUGGUGAUAAUGUUCUACUCACCAGUCCUGUCAUCAUUAUGUUUAAAAAGCACUGUUUAUUAGGGUUGUUAAAAAUACAAUGAUAGAGAAACGAGAUGGUGGCUAAUAUAUAAAAUUAUAAAAUAAUUCAAAUAGUAUGCGCGCUCUGAUUGGUCAUAAAACCAUUUUACAUGAGCAUAUGUAAACACGGUUUUCAUUCCUCUUUCAUUAGUUAGUUUCAUUAGCUUCGCGUCAUGGUUUCCUAUGCUUAUCUUGUGUUCUCCCAACCUCCCGCAUGUUUACAUCAGGCUAUGUAAACACGGAAACCAUUUUACAUUUCUUCACUUUAAGAUCAGUUUCUAAUUCUGAGGCCAUUGGUUGUUUGAAAAGUCUACAGAGGGAAAAAUUUUGUUAUUACUCCUCACUUCAGUUACCUUGAAUUCGCUCCCAAAAUUGUAGUUUUGCCACAUUACGAUAUUUCAUUGAAGAAACCACAAUCAUUGUAUUUUAACAUACUUUAGCUGUUAGCACUGACAUUAGACAUACACUGUAAUUAUUGACAGCACUUAGGGAUCCAAGAACCAUACUUUGAAUUUAUGAGCUUUAAAUGUUACAGAAAUUGUUAUUAAUAAUGAAAAAAUUCACAAUUUGUUUUUUGUACCAUAUAUAUAAAGUAUUUGGAUGAUCAAAAGGCAUUCACCUCUAUGGCAACAAUCUACUGUGAAAGGGAUACAGAUCCAAAACUGCUUGUGCAAAAUUAUCAAUAAUUUCUUGAAUUACAAAAUUGCAUCAUUUUCAUGGCUUUGAGACAAGAGUUAAGGGAAGGAAGGUUUGUUGUAAAUGAGAAAUGUAAUGAGUUUUCUCAAGGAGAGUGUGACUGGGCUGUACAUGGCCAAGUAAUUGGUACAAAUAAUUCUACAUUUUGAGCUAUGUAUAUGGAAAACCUUUUUGAGUGAAGAUGUGAAUGCAUUGUAAUUUAAAUCAUCUAAGUUACUUGUAUGUGUAUUACAGUUUUGCAUUUAAUUAUAACCAUUACAAAUUACUCAUCAUUGGUGCAUUCGCAGCUUCAUUUUUCACUAAUCAUUCUGUAUAGUUGUAAUUGGACAGUGUAAUGGGACACCUUUAAUUGGACAGUUGAAGUAGCCAAUCAUGCUAAGUUCACUUAGCUAAUCCACCAAUCAUAGAAAUGAUCAAAAUAACCAUAGCAACAACCACUCAUGUAAAGAAAAACUGGGAAUUUCCAGAAUGGAGGAAUUUUUUAACUAAAGACAUUGUCUCCACUGGAGAUAUUUGUUCGAGGUGUAUUUGUUUUUUCAGAAAUUGCAUUGGUUAUGAGUAAUUGGUAACACAACUUCUUGUCAUCCAAUUCUGUCUGUAAUCAUACUUGUGAUUCACAAAUCAGACUCCUGCUUCACAGUUGUCUGAUUUUGUUAGUAACUCAUAUGAUUACAGACCAAAUUGGACUUGACUCAGUCUUAUUACCAUGAUUAUAAAUCAAGGAUAUCAGAGGUAUUACUUCUCCUGCUUUAUUUUUAUUAAUGCAAAAUAGAACCAUGGCAGUGAUACCAGAAACCCCAAAUGUAUCAAGAGACUGUACAGUUAUUCAUAUUUGUACAAGUAAUACUGUUAGAAUAGUUCAUUAAUAGUUAUUUCGUAGAGACAAGAAAUGCAUUAUUUUAUUUUGUGUGCCAGUAAUGGAAACAAAUGCUAAAUAAAAGGUCACAGCCAGGA
Messenger RNA from Pocillopora meandrina, 11411 nucleotides. NCBI's taxonomy places the organism in Eukaryota, Metazoa, Cnidaria, Anthozoa, Scleractinia, Pocilloporidae. The record is from the annotation of a GenBank genome assembly.